Molecule: messenger RNA, 3482 nt
Organism: Branchiostoma belcheri (Belcher's lancelet)
Lineage: Eukaryota; Metazoa; Chordata; Leptocardii; Amphioxiformes; Branchiostomatidae
Product: RE1-silencing transcription factor-like
Exons: 7
Coding region: 131-2890 (919 amino acids)
Biological process (GO): regulation of transcription by RNA polymerase II
Molecular function (GO): DNA-binding transcription factor activity, RNA polymerase II-specific; RNA polymerase II cis-regulatory region sequence-specific DNA binding
Source: RefSeq, a predicted model, not a curated record
UCAUCAGGCGUCUACGGGUCAAAGGUGAAACUGCCAAAGCUGGGGGCGACGACCGAAGAAGAGAAAACAGUUUGAUAUUUUUGUUCAGAUGAACCGUGGCAGGUACCCUCAUACCUGCACAUAGAGAAACAUGGACUCAACUUCUAGUCAGGAACAGUCUCUAGGAUUACAAGGUCCCAUGAACAUAGCACAAGACAUUCACAUCUGUGGGAUAUGCAAACACCAGUUCACAGACAUCGAGGUCUUCCUCGCUCACAAGCGCAGUUGUACGCCGCCAACCGUCCGUGUAUCCGUGGAGAGUUUGUUACAGCAAGUACCGACGAUAGCCACAACUCCCGGCAGCCUCCCUCAAAACUUUACCAUAACGAACAACCUGCCUCCAGUUAGCACAGAAACCCUUUCUACUGUAGGCAGUACAGUACCAACGGUAUAUCUCACUACCACUAAUGGUACGAAUCACACCGCGGGAAAUGUAGUUUCUUCGGCAAAGACUCCAUCACGGACUAAACCGGUGGCGGAGAAGAAGUUCAAAUGUCAGUACGAGGGUUGCUCGUUCACGACGGCGUACAACAAGGACUUGGAUCGGCACGUGAGGUCGCACACGGGCUGUAAGCCCUUUUCGUGCAGCAUCUGUCAGAAGGCCUUCAACCGUCGGGACAAGUUGAAACAGCACCUUAGGAUCCAUAGCGGGGAAAAACCGUAUGCCUGUUCACGUUGCAGCUACGCCGCGGCGGACAGCAGUAGUCUCAAGAAGCACGUGAGGACUCACACCAACGAGCGACCAUUCAAGUGCCAAAUCUGCCCGUACGCCAGUCGGAACUCCAGCCAGCUGAUCGUCCAUUUGCGUUCUCACACGGGUGACUGCCCCUUCCACUGCCAGCUUUGUGAGGCCAAGUUUAAGAUCAAAUCGGACCUGAAGAGGCAUAUGAGAACUCACACGGGGGACAAGCCGUAUAAAUGUGACCUCUGCGACUACCGCUGCGCCAUGAAGGGUAACCUGAAGGUCCAUGUGCGGAACAACCACGGUCCGUGUACGCUGUCUUGCCCGCAAUGUCCGCAGACGUUCCAGAACAAAGCCCAGCUACGUGUGCACCUAAAGACACACCAGGAGGUAAGGACUGAAGCAUCUUCCCUUCAGGUGUCAGAAAAAACAACGUCUAAGGAUCACCAGAGAGAAAGACUCUUCAAGUGCCAGUACUGCAGCUUCGAGUCCAGACAUCCCGCAAACGUGAGAAACCACACCAAGAAACACCACGGGGACUCAACAAGACACAGUCAGAACAAAGGACAGGGGAAAAACAACACCGAGUCAAACAGCAUCAAACAGGUGAAGACAAGACAGGGGAGUGCCAACCUCUUGAGAUGGGGGAGCAAGAAGCCGUUCUCCUGUAGCAUCUGUAAGGAGUCGUUUGUGAGAGAAGACUCCUUGAGGAGCCACAUGAAUCAGCACAAGGAGGUGCAGGACACCUUACAGACCACAGCUCUGGCCGUGUUGAAGCUACAGGAGGUACCAUCGCAAGGCAGGGGUGGGCAGGGUAGGGGAGGAGAAGAGGAGGAUUCUAGGGAGGCUGAUGAAGGUUCUGAAAACACACAGCCCUGCUCUAAAGAUUCGAGAGGUUUGUCUUUCGUGGCGUCAUCGGGAAGCGGUCGUCUGUCCGUCCCUGAAAACGAGCCGGCGGUGACUGUCCAGCCGGCCAACACGUUGACCAUCCUCACCCCUGACGGAGCUGCAGAGAUCGUAUAUCCUGUCAUGACCACCUACCUGGAGCAAGAUAGCCCACUGAUUACCCUGGACAAGAGAACAAUAGGCAUCAGUAAUGAGCAUCUCCCUCCCAGGAUAGAGAGCUCCCAGCUCCUGCAGGCUCCGCUGGCUGGACCUGGUAUGGAGAACACCUAUCAACUCAUACAGGUGGAGGCCAUACCAGUGACCAAGGAGAGUGAAAGUGCACCGCGGACGAGCCACUCCAGCCUGCCUCUCAGCAGCAGCUCAGGACAGGCCACGGUGGAGAGGCUACAGCUGCCCGGCCCUGCUUCUGACCCUGACUUUGUCCAGACCAGUACCAGAACGUUUGUCACCAGGACAGGUUUCCUGCCUCCUCCUCACGGUCAAUCCUUCAUCACCACUCCCAGUACCUCGGAGAGCUUGUGCUCCAGUUUACAACAACAACAACAACAACAACAACAACAAGAGGUUGUAACAAGCAGACAAAUGAGCAACCUGAUAUUACGACCGUCCGACAUAAACAGGCCAGUCUGUACGACCGUGCACGAUCAGGGCGCGCCGAACGUCAUGACGAUCGGUCAGCAGUUCACGGAGUCUCUCGGGGGUCAGCCGCGGAGUAGCGGUCACUCCGUGAUGUACACGCCCGCACUGAGCUCGGUGAUCACAGCGCCGGUUUUCACGCACGUCCCCAGCUUCCAGUCUCACAUCAACCCCGAGCACUCCAGGACGGGGAGGUUCGUAGAACCCGGGCAGUCUCGGCCUCAACACACCGACUUGGACAUCUUUCACUCAGGACUGGUCUCAGGCCAGCUUCACCCAGAAAACUCCGCUGCCACCCACUUCACAAAUAUCACGCUCUCGCAGGAGUACCUCCCCCAGAUCAUUCCUGCACAGUCCCUACCGCUACACAACAACAGCACCAACUGUAGUCCGUCCGCAUCACGUGGCGGAACCUCCAUCCUGAACUUGUCCGUCAUGCGCGAGGGCGGGUUUGCGGAAGACCAGAACCAGUCUGGCCACCUGCAGAGGUUGGGUCGUGUGGUGGAGGGGGACGUUCACGGGCAGGGGGAGGUCGGCGCCGACAGGCUGCAGGGACAGACAAACGACAACAGCUUUGUCGUCAUCACCUCUUCCCAGGCCAGACAGGGGAGCCACACGCUCGGAUGAAACGGUUGCAGCUGGGCCCCCCCUGGGAUGCAGUCUGUCACCAUGGCAACAGGAUCAGAUGUCUGUCACCAUGGCAACAGGAUGCAGGUGUCUGUCACCAUGGCAACAGGAUGCAGAAGUCUGUCUACAUGGCAAUGGCCUUCUCUCACUAGUGUCCACUGUCUUCAGAAACAGGAUGUUACUGUUGGUAAAAAGGUUGCAGAAAUGAGAUUAUAUUUUACUGACAUCUCAACACAGAAAAUAAUAGUUACAUAGUACAAGAUGGCAUCUGGUAUCUUCUAAUUUUUUUAAAAGAAAAAGUACAGGUAAAUUCUUGUCACGCAACCCAACAAAUUUCUUAACUUGAAGUAUGGUUACAUAAUACAUACCCUACUUUCUAUUUUACAACUUAGACUUUCUAUUGUACAACUUUAUUUAUUUCAUAAUUAGUUAUUUUAGGAUCGGGCAAAGUAUUAACAUUAUGGCCUACUGUACGAAGGCCCUCUUGUUAUGAUAAGUUAAUACACGUAAAUAUAAAACCAACAAAUGAAUUUAUGGCUAUAUCUAUAGUGAUUAUUUUCCCAAAAGCCAUUUUCCUACACUCCAAUGUAGA